Gryllus bimaculatus (two-spotted cricket) is the source of this 5304-nucleotide messenger RNA. The record is from the annotation of a GenBank genome assembly. Lineage: Eukaryota; Metazoa; Arthropoda; Insecta; Orthoptera; Gryllidae.
UUUCCCCUUGCUAUGCGUUACUGAAUUAGAGAUUGUCACCGGCACGCACGAAAAUGAUAUGCAUGUAAGGUGGAAUGAUCUUUCUGUAGAUAAGCCUCUUCUUGACAUCUUACGAAUGGUGCUAAUGUUGGGUUACUGCCGAUUGACAUUUAUUAUCGUGCUUUUGAACCAGUUUGUGGAAAAUAUCAAAAUUUAAUUGUGAAUGUUGAUGAUUUCAAAGUAAUUCGAGAGAUAGUACUGAAAAAUGUAUCGUGCCAAAUUAGUAUCUAUUCAUCAUUUGGAAAGAUAAACUUCAACAUUAGAUACUAAUUAUUGUUACUAACUUUUGACAUUGGUACUACUUAGUUGGCUAAGAUUUACGUAGUAGAAAUCUUGAGAAAAAACAAAAAACAUUAUUAAUAAAAGAAUAACUUUUCUAAUUUACCAAAGUUUAAAGGAUUAACCUAUGCAAACUAUGUUAUUGGAAAUGCAACCAUGAAAUUACUUACAUCAAAAAUUAAAAUUUAAAUUGAGGUCUGUAGCUAAGAGCUCCUCUUCUUUGGCUUGAUGAAACCUUUAACACAAUGGAAAUUGCCGAACUGUUUAAUCAGCUUGAAUCAAAUCAGCCUCAUACCGUUGAAGAGAUCAAAAAAACCUUUCAUGAGAAUUUUAAUGCAACCAAAGAAUCAUGGCUUGUCAAUGGAUUAUUCGAUUACUAUGUAUCAACCAGUUCUAUGCGUUCUGUUGAAAUUCUAGUUGGCGUGAGAGAACCUCAUGAUAAACAUCUUUUUGACAAGAUUACUGAUACAUUGAAAGGCCCUUUAAAACUUCAGGCUUUAACUUUAUUGGGUCAUAUUGUGAGAAGACGGCCAACAUGGGUGUACAAAAUUACUCAGCAUCAAAUUAUGAAGGAGCUGUUAAAGCUUCUUAAGGCUGAGAGUGAUAUUCUUUGUCUUAUGAGUGCUGUCUUAGUUUUGAUUGUUCUUCUUCCUAUGAUACCUGCUUUAAUGGGCCCUUAUCUUCAAGAUGUUUUCGAAGUGUUUAGUCGCUUGGCCUCCUGGAAUACCAACAAUCCAACUAAGCUUCCUGAGGAGCAUCUGUUGCAUCUUCAAGUGAGCCUCUAUGCUUUGUUUCACCGGCUGUAUGGAAUGUAUCCAUGUAACUUCAUAUCCUUCCUUCGUAAUGAGUAUGGCAUGCGUGAACACCUGGGAAUAUUCAGUCAUACCAUCAAGCCAAUGCUGGAGACGGUCAGGAUGCACCCUCUGCUGGUAACAGCUUCUAAGGACGCAGAGACAGCCACUACAAGAUGGAAGAAAAUGGAAGAUCAUGAUGUCAUUGUGGAAUGUGCCAAAUAUGCUAUUGAUUCAAUGGAGAAGUCACGAGAAGAAGGAUCAUUUCAGAGUAUAAACACCUCAUUUCGAUCCAGAGGGAGUAUAGAACAUGGAGUUGCUUUAGAUCUCUCUUAUGUGCAUCAUUUGAAAAGCAGUCUACCUACUAGUGCUGCAUCUAGCUUCUUAAGUUCUCAUCUACCCAUUGACCAAGACUUAUGGAGCCCUAGUAUCUUUUCAGGACUUUCAACUCCUCCUGUUGAAGAAUCGGCUCCCACUUCCAUUCCACAAACACCAAAUUCUCAGAAUUUCAUUGUGAGUACUUCAUUACCACAUCAGGAAGGCACUUCUCCCCCUGAAGCUGCUAUAGAAGCUACUCCUGAAACUACUCCUGUCAAGGAUAUCAGGCACUUGACUCCACGUCAUCCGCCAGUCACUUCUAGUGCGGUGCGUGCACUGACUACCUUUAGCAGUGGCAAGUGGCAGGGUAUAACUUCUGGCAGUUCCACCCCCCAGUCCCAGCCAUCGUCUCCCAUGAAGAAGGAGCUCUCUCCCUUCCGUUUCCCAGACAACACUGCAUUUGAACAGCCUCGUCGGGAUUCUGUAUCUUCAGUUAUUGCUCAAAAAUUGAACAAUGUUCAUAUGGACAGGCAGGUGAUAUCUGACAUGCAUAUGGCUGAUAGCAGGCCUACUUUGAGCUUGAGGCCCAAAACCCCUGGCCAGCCUACCAGUCCUCUUCGCAUUAUCACUCAAAACGACUACAGCAUUCCCAAUAGCCCUGUUCCUGUGGACACUAUUAUUCCUUUGCCUGGCGGGGUCAUAACCAAACCGCUGGUUGAGAAGAAUGGCUUCCGCUUGGAGAGCAGCGAGCCUGUGCCUGUGCCUGCUCAAAUGCAUGGCGAGGGUGGAGCAAGCCAGGAGGACCAGGAGGUGCUGGAGAUAGUGAAACUGGGCGAGCAGCUGAGGAUAGACACACAGCCCAAGCAUGUAGGAGUAAGUAAUGAGGUGAGGCAGUGUGACAGUGUUCUUCAGGAGGUUCAUCCUCCUCAUGUGGGGGAUUAUGAAGAGUGUGAACAAGAAACAGGGUCGCCAUGCACCUCAGGAGGAUUGCACAUGCCAAAUAGCCGUUCAAUGCUUGAUUUUGCAAGACGUGUCCACCAUAGGCAAAGGUUUUACAGUCAGUGUUUGCCAGAGUCAGGCAACGAAGGUGUAGUGGGCCUGAGUACGGGAAGCAGUCCUGGCCAAGGAUCAAAUUUUCCUCUUCAGGACAAAGUCAGACGAGCCAAUUCUUGUCCCGAAAUGAAAAAAGGCCCUGGACUACCAACUGCAGAAGUUAAUAUCAGUAGACCUCUUGAUGAAACUGAAGAAUUUGAAGAAAGUGAAGGACCCUCUGCUCAUAAUAACCAAAAUUUUAGAAUUCCUAAUGGAAAAACAGAUUAUGCAAGAAAUUGUGAAGAAACAUGCAGACGACUCCUGUCAGCAAGUACUCAGACAGUUGACUGGGUACCUCUUCCAUAUGAACAUUUAUUUCUUAGUGUUUUUCCUCCUAUCCUUCAAAGCUGUGAUAUGAAGUCCAGUUCUGCACCAAGCCCUGCACCAAUGCAUCACCAAACAGAUCCACCUCUUCCAAGACUGUCUCCAUAUGCUAUGGUGGAUAAAUACAUAGAAACUGUUGUUCAAGGACAAGAAGUCAAGAAACCAAAGUAUGCAGGAACUGAGACUGAAAUUAAGAUAUUAAAGGAACAAUUGGUUUUGUUAAAUAUUCAACUUCACUUUGAAAGGCAAAGGCGAGAGGUUCAUGCUGAGAGAAAUAGGAGAUUAUUGGGCAAAUCAAGAUCUAAUCGUGCACUUGAUGAACACAAUUUGGCCCUGAGAGAUCAAUUAUCACUCCUUCAAAAAGACAUUGAGAAGUUGCAUGGUGAAUUAGAUAAAGGGAAGAAGGAAACAAAAUUAAAAGAGCAACAGAUGCAAGAAUCGAUUACAUAUUGGCAAAAUCAGUGCAUUGCAGAGCAAAAGGAGUUGUUGGAAUUGAAGACUCGAUUUCAGCUGCUUCAGCAAGAGUUGAAAACUGAAGUGACAAAACAUUCAUCUUUAUUGAAGGAGAUGCAAAUUGCAGAGGCAAAACUAUUUGAUUUAGGCACAGAAAUGAAACAGGCAAUUGCACAAGUUGUUGUUGGUGAACAACUGAAAGAAAGUGUUGAACAGUUGCAAAAGAAACUACUUUUAAUGGGUGAACUUCAGCAAAGAUACCGUGAUAGAUUUUCCCAACUUUCUCUUUUGAAAUGCCCAGAUGAAGAAGUGACCGUCCUGCAAGAUUCAUAUAUUUCAGAAGUGCAAAGUCUGCAAGAGAUGUUGGAAAUUCGCAGUUCAUCUUUAGAAGCAGCAAAAACUAGAAUAGCUGAGUUGGAAACUUCACUUUGUCGAAAAGAUCAACUAAUUGCUGAACAGAAACGGGUUCUUAGGUCAUUGGAGGAAGAAUAUGAUGAUAGAUUAGAGGCUGUAGAAAACAAAUACAUUGCUCAGCGAGCUCUGAACAAAAAAAUGGAAGAACAUAUGCUUGAGCUUUUUCAUCGAUUAGACCUAGCAGAAGACAGCAAGAGAAAAGAACAGCACUCUCCUGAUAGUAGUGGCGGUUGUCAGGAAGCCAUUGUAGGUUCUGUUGAUUCGGCUGAUCGCCAUACAGGACCAUCAAGCUUCAGUCCUCAUAAUUCACCUCUUUCUCAGUCUCUGAGUUCUCCAGGUGGCCUUUCAGUGUCUGGCAUACUUGGAAGAGAUUGUGUGGAAAUGAAAAAUUUACAGGUAAUUGUGGACCAGCCAGAACGGACUGUGAGGAUACCAACCAACACUUUUGCUGGAGGUCAGUCGCAGGAGCAGAGUUCAACAAUGCAAUCUCCAGGGACAGAGCCACCAGGAAAAGGCAGUGGGCAAAUGGGGGAAGAAGGCUGAAUGCUCACUAUAUAUGAGGUACUGUUACAGUUGCAUUUGCCUUUUUUUUAGGCUGCAGUUACCAAUUUACACUGCUUGUAUCAGCACAGAUCAUGAUGAUCUUAGCCCUUCACUGAAACUAUUAAGGCUAAGUUGCUAUUUUGAGCAGUAUGAAUUGUCAAGUUCACUUAGUUGUGCCAAUUGGCCCUUCUGGCAGCCGCCUACUCAAUAGAAAAGUGGGAACAUAAUUAGUGCAUUCUUGUAGUCAAGAGUAUUACUCUUCCGAAAGAUUUGUUGUUUGUAUGAUAUAUAUUUAAAAUACAAGGAGAUGAGUGUACUAUUUUUCAUAUGUCAGCGUUCUUGUUUGUUGGCUUGAGCUCUCCUUUGUAAUUUGAUGGUGCUGCAUACAUUGUUUUGGAAAAUGAUUCCCCUUUCCUUAGAUUCUUUUCUCAAUUAUUGAGUAGAAAUUUUCUGAAGAUUCUUCAUAUCAGGGCUUUACAAAUGUUUCAUUUAAAAGAAAAGUAUGUCAAUGUACAGUAUAGUGGAAAAUGUUUUCUUUUUGUUAUGUGCAGGCUAUUCACAUUUUUGAAUUUGAAAGUGUUAUGUGCGCAUUUUUAUUUUAUUAGAAAUCUUUACAAAAAUUUAGUGGUGAAAUAAUACUCAUGAAAUUAAAUAUGAAAGCUUCAUGAAUUAAUAACUUCACUCAUUCAGUUCUUUGAAAUAUCACUGUUUGAAACGGAAAUUUUUACUCUUGAAAGGUUUUAUUAUUAAGUUUCCUUCUAUCAAGUAAUCUUCCUUGCAUCAUUUCUGCAGGGUAAUGUUCAAUGUUGUUUUUAUAUUUUAAAUUGCCAGUAUUAAGCCAUUUAGAUUGGAAAUACCUGAGCAAAAUAUAUUUCAUUGUUUCAUUUGUAUUUCAAAGUAACAUUUUAUGAUGAGUAAAACUUAAGUUCCAGGGAACCUAAAUUUGAAGCUUUCAAUAUAUAGUUUUAGGAGAGAAAAAUAUUAUUGUUGUGGCUUUAUAUAUUAUGUUCAAGAUGUACUAUUUUACAAUAAAAUGUUAUUAAUUUGAAAA